GCUCUGGCUGCCGGCGGGCACUGCGGCAGCGCCAGUCGCCUUCCUCCGGUCGUCUGCGCACAGCUGGAAGGAGAGAUGUUCACGGUGCUGACCCGCCAACCUUGUGAGCAAGCAGGCCUCAAGGUCCUCUCCCGAACUCCAGCCAUCAUCGCCUUGGUGGUCUUGUUUUUGAGCAUUGUGGUGUUUAUGGCUAUCACACUCAUCCAGACACACCAGAAAGAGGUCCUCUUUCCAGGACCAAAGUAUGGAAUUGUACUUGAUGCCGGGUCUUCCAGAACCACAAUCUACGUGUAUCAAUGGCCAGCAGAGAAGGCAAAUAAUACUGGAGUGGUCAGUCAAACCUUCAAAUGCAACGUGAAAGGCUCUGGGAUCUCCAACUAUGCGAAAAACCCCCAAGAUGCCCCCAAAGCCUUUGAGGAUUGCAUGCAAAAAGUCAAGGGGCACAUUCCAGUCCAUCUCCAUGAGUCCACCUGCGUUUACCUGGGGGCCACAGCUGGGAUGCGAUUACUGAGGUUGCAAAACGAAACAGCAGCUAAUGAAGUCCUUGAGAGCAUUGAAAACUACUUCGAGUCUCAGCCCUUUGAUUUUAGGGAUGCUCAAAUCAUUUCUGGGCAAGAGGAAGGGAUAUAUGGAUGGAUUACAGCCAACUAUUUAAUGGGAAAUUUCCUGGAGAAGAGCCUGUGGCAUAUGUGGGUGCAUCCGAGUGGAAAGGAGACCACAGGUGCCCUGGAUUUGGGUGGUGCCUCCACCCAGAUAUCCUUCACGGCAGAAGAGAAGGUGGGGCUGAACACCAGCGACAUCAUGAAGGUGACCUUGUAUGGCUAUGAAUACACACUCUACACACACAGCUUCCAGUGCUAUGGCCAAAACGAGGCUGAGAAGAGGUUUCUGGCAACCCUCGUUCAGGAUUAUACCACUGAAACCACGUUCACCAACCCUUGUUACCCUCAGAAUUACACCACCACCUUCACUGAGGCACAGGUGUUUGGCAGCCUGUGUACAGAGAACCUGAGACCUGAAAGAUAUAAUCCCAACAACAUCAUCACUUUUGAAGGAACUGGGGACCCAUCACUGUGUAGGGAAAAGGUGGCUUUCCUAUUUAACUUCAGCGCUUGCCGUGAUCACGAAGCUUGUUCCUUUGAUGGGGUGUAUCAGCCAAGAGUUAAAGGGUCAUUUGUGGCUUUUGCAGGAUUCUACUACACAGCCAAUGCUUUCAACCUUUCGGGUAGCUUUUCUCUGCACACCUUCAACUUGAGCACCUGGAAUUUCUGCUCAAAGAAUUGGAAUCAGCUCCCACUGCUGCUGCCCCGGUUUGAUGAGCAGUAUGCACGCUCCUACUGCUUCUCGGCCCACUAUAUCUACCAUUUGCUUCUAAGUGGAUACAAAUUCACCGAGGAGAGCUGGCCCCAAAUACAUUUUAAAAAGGAAGUGGGGAAUAGCAGCAUAGCCUGGUCUCUCGGCUACAUGCUCAGCCUGACCAACCAGAUCCCAGCCGAAAGCCCCCUCAUCCGCCUGCCCAUCGAGCCAUCUGCCUUCGUGGGCACCCUCGCCUUCUUUGCGGCAGUGGCCUUGCUGUGUCUGACGUAUCUCGUGUACUUGUGUGUGUUGUCCAGGAAUCAGAGGCGCUCCCAGCAUGCCUUGGACAACAUGGUGGACUCUGAGUGAGCCUCACAGAGUGGUUCCUGGAGCCUGAGAGCUGCCCAUAACCAGCUUGGGGGGCACCAGACAAUGCAAGCAAAAUGUCCAUCUUCAGGAAACACAGCUAAAGUCCAAUGCCUAGGUCCUGUGCCUCUCAGAUACUGAUUUAUGUCAGAACACCUCUUGGGAAGUCCCUCAGCUGUUCUGUGCACAUUUCUCUGCCAGAGACCCCGCCACCCACUAGCUGACCUACUGGGGAACAGGGAGAGACAGGCCAUCAAGGUCAGCAUCCUUAUUCCAAGUGUCCCACAGGAAGAGUAAGUUGAGAAGAUGACAGAUGAAUGUGGAAGAGUUGACCUCAGGGCUCAGUUUGCAUUUUCCCUCCUUCAAAAAUGUCAUAAGUCCUCCCAGUAGGAUUGGAAACUGGCAGGUGUCUAGUAAGCAUCUGGUCCAAUCAAAUAUCUCAUUUUAUGGCUUCCUCUCAUUGGUCCUUAACUAAGAAUUUCCUUAACAACUGUUAAUAACAUUGUGCUCCCUCAGCUUGGCAGAAUAUUGUAUCUGGGGGAAAAUCCUCCUCCACCCCCAAGGACAGUGGCCACAGCCAAGCUUCUGUCACGCAAGCAGAACCUGAAGGGCAGAGCCACACAGAAUAUUUACCAGAACACUACAGGCCAUUCCUGAAGUAGGAUUCCCUCUCAGGGCUCUGGUCAUUAGAUCGCCACUUGUGUGUGUAUCAUCCUCGUUGCCUCCCCUUCCCACUGCUGUGUGCCCUUGUAAAAUGUUUAUCCCUGGCAAGGCUCUCACGCUCCAGAUCAUUUUGCCUUUGCUAGGCUUUUGCUUAGGGUUGUCUUUCCAUCAUUAGCACCCUGUGUAUAUUUCACCCACCUGUGGGAAUCACAGGUCCACCUGAUGCUGUCACAGGACAUCUUCUCUGAUUUGCUUACCAGUCACUUUCCUAGACGGUAUGCCUUUGCACAGUAGCCAUAGUUCCUGACUUUGAGGGGGGAAAGGAAGCUGCAGGGAUAUUUAACUCCAAAGUGGGAGGGGACUCUAGCAAGUCCAAUGGCUACAAAGUAAAACUCAACAUUCUCUCAGAUUAUAGCUCGUUCACUGAGUACAGAAUAAAGGAGACUUAUUUUA
Molecule: messenger RNA, 2778 nt
Organism: Odocoileus virginianus texanus
Lineage: Eukaryota; Metazoa; Chordata; Mammalia; Artiodactyla; Cervidae
Source: RefSeq, a predicted model, not a curated record